UAUCAACAUAUACUUACCCUUACGGAACAAACACCGGAUUCUGAUAAUGAAACUAGCCCACUGUUUUCCAGAGAAACGAUCAUAACCCUCGACUAUCGAAACAUUUCUAAGUCGAAGAAAGAGAUAAAAGGCGACUUGAACAAAAAGAAGAAGAAACAGCACGUUGAGGAAAUGGAAGAAGACGUGGAAAGCCGUGAUUGGUGGACGAGAUAUUUUGAAUCGGUAGAAGUUGCUACAAAAAAAGAGAAAGAAAGCAACCAUUUAUCCCCUGAACCACAUGAUAACAGAGAGGCGUCAUCACCCCUGGCUGCUGAUAGUGGACUACUUAGUCCAGAAGGAGGAAGUCAGCUGAGUGCUAAAGAUACGAAACGAAUGGAGAAGGAAUUAGAACGGUUAGAACAAGAGCAUAAUCUCUCUGAUUCGGAUAAGAAGUCCAGAUCCAUCAGAUCUACAUCAGCCACAGUUCGUCUUGUUCAGAGAUUGUCGCCGAAGUCCCAACGAAAGCAUAUCAAUAACGAAUCACUUCUGCAG
Messenger RNA from Limulus polyphemus (Atlantic horseshoe crab), 531 nucleotides. RefSeq lists its product as uncharacterized. The record is from RefSeq and is a predicted model, not a curated record. Lineage: Eukaryota; Metazoa; Arthropoda; Merostomata; Xiphosura; Limulidae. The annotation marks the transcript as partial. The transcript has 4 exons.